GCUCUUGAAACCCUCUCUUGCUCUCUAGUUGCUGCGUCGCUCUCUCCUCUCAAAUCCCUAGUAAAUCUUGUUGGGGCGAUCCGAGAGAAAGACUCUGCUGCAAACAUGUUGGUUUACCAAGACCUCCUCACUGGUGAUGAGCUUCUCUCGGACUCGUUUCCAUACAAGGAAGUCCAUAAUGGAGUGUUGUGGGAAGUUGAUGGAAAGUGGGUUGUGCAAGGAGCAGUUGAUGUAGACAUUGGUGCAAAUCCCUCUGCUGAAGGUGGUGGGGAAGAUGAGGGUGUUGAUGAUCAAACCGUGAAGGUGGUUGACAUCGUUGACACAUUUAGGCUUCAGGAGCAACCUCCUUUCGACAAGAAGCAGUUUGUCACAUGGGUGAAGAGGUACAUCAAACUGUUGACACCCAAGCUGGAGGGGGAGAAACAAGAGGAAUUCAAGAAGAACAUUGAGGGAGCAACCAAGUUUCUGCUUUCGAAGCUCAGUGACCUCCAAUUCUUUGUUGGGGAGAGCAUGCAUGAUGAUGGCGGUUUGGUGUUUGCCUACUACAAGGAGGGUGCCACUGACCCAACAUUUAUCUACUUUGCGCAUGGUUUGAGGGAGGUCAAGUGCUAAGUAUUGGCACAGCUGGCUUCAAGCAGAAUGCUUGUUGUAAUCCUAGUCUAUAUUGUUGCUUUUUUUUUUUUCUUCUCUAAAUUGGGGAAUCAGGAGUCUAUUUUUGCUUGUUUUCUUUAGAAUGUUUUGCAUUUGGUGACUUGAGGCUUUAUGCCACCUUCUAUCUCGGUUUUUAAUGGUAUUUUCGAAUUUCGACUUGGAUUUCUAAUUUAUUUGGCUCUAUGUUUUGAUUGAGAAAUAAGAAUAAUAUUGUAUUCUAGAUUUUAGCA
Messenger RNA from Prunus persica (peach), 881 nucleotides. Its product is annotated as translationally-controlled tumor protein homolog. The coding region runs from base 106 to 612 and encodes 168 amino acids. The transcript has 5 exons. Gene Ontology annotation, cellular component: cytoplasm. Lineage: Eukaryota; Viridiplantae; Streptophyta; Magnoliopsida; Rosales; Rosaceae. The record is from RefSeq and is a predicted model, not a curated record. Gene Ontology annotation, molecular function: calcium ion binding.